AUGACUUCUAAUCCUACAACAAUAUUAGCUUGGAAACCAAAUCAACGACCGUAUCCACCAACAAAUAGACAUAGUCUUAUUGAUCCACAUGAUCGACCUUACUUUGAGUUUGGUCUUUUCGAUGCUAAUACACUGCGAACAAAAUUCGCUUUUUAUUUGGAACCAGAUCCACUAAUCGAAGACACGGAACAACAACAAACCAAUGGUCGUAGAAGAAAGUGCCACAAUCCUAACGACCGUAUGAAUGCACGAGCGAUAGCUCUUUCAGGCGUCGGAGAUGCACCAAUCUUAUUUUUCUGA
This is a messenger RNA of Rotaria sp. Silwood2, 300 nucleotides long. The record is from the annotation of a GenBank genome assembly. Lineage: Eukaryota; Metazoa; Rotifera; Eurotatoria; Philodinida; Philodinidae.